This is a messenger RNA of Erpetoichthys calabaricus (reedfish), 1450 nucleotides long. It is a transcript of the gene fkbp6, whose product is annotated as FKBP prolyl isomerase 6. The coding region runs from base 51 to 1022 and encodes 323 amino acids. Gene Ontology annotation, molecular function: protein binding; peptidyl-prolyl cis-trans isomerase activity. NCBI's taxonomy places the organism in Eukaryota, Metazoa, Chordata, Cladistia, Polypteriformes, Polypteridae. The record is from RefSeq and is a predicted model, not a curated record. The transcript is spliced from 9 exons.
GUGCCGUAGUUUGUGUUUGUAGAGAGUAAGACACGAGCGAAGGCGUAAUAAUGAACGGCGAUACGGCUAGGUUGCGACAGUUUUUGACUCCUCGGGAUGACGGGUGGAGAUGCUCCAUGAUGAGUCCAUACCAGCGCCUUGCUCGCCAGAUGCAAGACAUUAGUGGUGAUGGUGGGGUCUUGAAAAAGCUUCUAAAAGAUGGCACAGGGCAGAUGGUUCCAAGAAAUGCAUCUGUGUCAGUUUUAUUCUCAGGGUUUUUGGAGUACUCUGAUCAACCUUUCACUACUAAUGUUAAUAUGAGGAAACCCAGAAUGAUGAAGCUUGGAGAAGAUAUCACAUUAUUGGGUUUACAGAUUGCCCUGCUAACCAUGAAGCAGGGUGAAUUUUCCCGUUUCCUGUUCCAUCCUAAGUAUGCAUAUGGAGAACUAGGAUGUCCACCGGUUAUUCCCCCCAGUGCCACUCUGCUUUUUGAGGUCCACCUGCUAGAAUUCCUGGACUCUGCAGAGAUUGAUGAAUUUUUUGACCUGAGCCAGGGUGAACAGCAGAAUGUUCCCUUCAGCAAGAUGCUAAAGGUGAUAGAUGUGCAACGAUUAUUUGGAAAUAAACUCUUCAAGAACAAGAAUUACGAAGAUGCCAAGUAUAGAUACAAGCAGGCUGUUACUGUUUUAUUGGACCAUAAGAUUUCCUGUGAAUUGGAGCAGCAUAAAGUUGACAGACGGAAGCUUCUCCUGUUUUUGAACUUAUCAGUUACUUACCUGCGAUUAAUUUGUCCUACCAAGGCAUUGCGUUAUGGAAAAAUGGCUUUAACUAUAGACGCCCGCAAUGCCAAGGCACUCUUCCGUUGUGGCCAGGCUUCCUUGGAUUUGGGAGACAUUGAGAGUGCCAAAAACUUCCUCAUAAUGGCACAGACGGAAAAACCCUUUGAUCCAGAUAUUAAUGCACUUCUGAAAAACGUGGUCAGCUGUCACAGGGAAUAUGCUGAGAAGGAGAAGGAGAUGUGUGUGAGGAUGUUUCCCAAGUAAAGCAUAUUUUUGAUAUGGGGCGAGAAGAUCUCAUCCUUCAUCCAAAGUUUCAUGUUUGGCCAUGCCUGCCAUUUGCUUAUUGUUGAAUAUUGCUUAUUACUUAUGUGAUUUAAGCUGUAUUUGUAUUUUUGAACAUUUAUCAGUAUUUAAAGCAAAUUCUUGUUAAUUGUCUAAAUCUUGGUUUGGAAUUCUUCAGAAGCAGUCAGUGCUGAUUAUAGCACCAUAAUUAAUGCAUCAGUAAUCUGCCUUUUCUUCAUCUGAAGAGUAAGUUGUUUUUUUUUGUUUUUUUUUGGCAAAGAAAGCAAAACAGAGGUGAGAGUGGGGAACAAGAAGUGAAAAAAACAUUCAGCCUUUGCAUAACCUUUCCUUUUCAUCUUCAGAAGGACUAGAUAUUCUUCAUCAUCUUAGAUUAGACCUUUUUCCCCUAU